Molecule: messenger RNA, 2145 nt
Organism: Mugil cephalus (flathead mullet)
Lineage: Eukaryota; Metazoa; Chordata; Actinopteri; Mugiliformes; Mugilidae
Gene: dorip1
Product: chromosome 17 C14orf28 homolog
Exons: 5
Coding region: 223-1242 (339 amino acids)
Source: RefSeq, a predicted model, not a curated record
GCAGCACUGUAUUUACACACUGCUGCUCACGUCGUUAUAAAACGUAUAGUCGUGUUUGUGUCGUUUAUCCAGGCCCGACUUGGCGUCUGCUAAAGAUAAUUUGAGAGCCUCGUAAAGGUGUCAUAAUUUAGAUAUUCCGUAGAACGUGCCAGAAAACACCACAACUCCAUUUGUUUAUCUGGCUUUAAGUCCGACGUGAGACAUGAAGAAAUACAGAGAGCUAUGGAGAGUAGAUUCUGUGUUUUGACCGACACCGAAGACCUCCAGGCGAGAUUUCCAAACGGCGAAAACAACCCCUACUUCGAAAGGUCAAAGUCUCUGUUCGAAGAAAUUCGUGCUUCCAUAAACAACAACGAUGAAGAGGACCGCUCCUUCUGGAGGCCCGUGCUCCCUUGGGGGGGCGUCUUCACCAUCAAGGCAGGACGGAAGGCCAUAUCGUGCACUCCCCUGUACGUGAAAAUCCAGCUGAAGAACACCUGCACCAUCGAUGGCUUCCUCAUGAUCCUGUAUGUGAUCCUGCGGGACAACCACGGCUUUUCCAGAGAGCUGGCCGUCUUCCUGGGGAAGCAGUUUGUGGAGUAUUUCCUCUACCUGAUGGACUCCUGUGACUACACCACGGUGAAGAUGCUGUGGAUCUGGGACAGGAUGUCUAAAAGACAGUACCGCUCCGAGGUCCACCAGGCAGCGCUGGAGAUUGACCUGUUCGGCAACGAGCAUGAGAACUUCACGGAGAACCUGGAAAGCCUGAUGUCCACCGUGCAGGAGAGCCUGUGCACCAACUGGAGCUGUCCGGCCCGCUUCCAGGAUUUCAUCAAGACUACCAUCAACAUCAGUCCUCCUCAUGAGCUGCCUCACCGAGACCCAAUUCAGUCGGCCGUGGACGAGUUCUUCUGCCCCAAGCUGCUCCUCUGCUCAGAACUGGGGUGUGAUGGCCUAAGGGAGUUCUCUCAUAGGGUUUUCUGCCACGGACCCCCACCCUUCGUUAUUCUCAACAUGCAGCAGUGGAAGUCAGAGGAUCUGUCCUACGUCCCUUACCAUCUGGCUCUCUGUCAGCACAGGUACUUACUAGAGGGCGCCACACUCUUUAACAAGGAAGAGCAUCACUACUCUGCUGCCUUCCAGAUAGACGGCUGCUGGAUGCACUAUGACGGCCUGAGGAGUGAUAAUCUGAUCCUGUUGCACAAACCUCCAGAGCUCCUGCUGUUGUCCUCUCUGGUCUACAUCCGCGCCUCUGACAAGUGAACUCAUCUUGUCACAGGAUGACAAAACCGAAUUAAUCCCCCCUCGUAAUGGCAUUAUAUCACUGUUUAUUUUCCUGUUGCGUUAAUAGUUAACUAAUGCCUGUCCCGAGUAUUUUUCCCGUCAGCUGUAAGAGUGAAUGACAUAUGCUCAGUUUUACCUGCAUGCUUGCAGAAAGCACACUGCAAAAUGAAAAUUACUUCUAUUAGGGCAUGCUUGGAAUCCAAGAAUACAAUGGACUAUAAUAGUUCUGGGUUGAUUUAUAUAACUAAUGAUUCCAGCACAUGGUGUAUAUCACAGUUGGCUUGUACAAAACGGUGGUUGUUAAAUGGAUUACACACUGCAGGUGCGUUUACUUUAAAGUAGCCUUGAAAGCAUAUGUAUUUGACAUUGACAGUACAAAAGGAUCAGGUCCUCUGUGUUACGUUACAUUAAUGCAUAUCAGUCCUUUCCAAAAAUGAAAGUGGUGCUAGAUCUACAUUGUGCUCUGAGGUAUAGAACAGUCAAGUCAAGGCGGAUGUUAAAAGUGAAAAAUGUUUAAUGUAGUGAUGGAGUCUUAAAAUAAUAAUAAUAAAAAAAAAAGGUUUUAUAUUAUACAAUUAAGAAAUUAUUAGUAUCUUUACCAACACCGUAAGAUUAAACAUGACCUUGUUGGCUUGUAUGGCACAAGGCAUGCAGCAUAAUUAAUGAAAAAAAAAAAAAACCUGACAUUUUAACACUCUAGCUCAGCUCACACUUACUGUUAAGUCUUAGAAGAAUUACUGUUAUCACACCGUGCCUCUACCAACUAGACCGGUUGGUGAAAUCCUGCAGUGUUGAAUCCUUAAUUCAUUUUUUUGAUGGUUAUUUUUCUAUGCAGACGACACUGUCUUUAAAAUAAAUGCAAAAUACAGAUAUUUUGGAAUA